GUCCCUGGCAGCGGCGCAGUGCCGGCGCUCUCCCGCCUGACCGCGGGUCAGGGCCACCAACAUGGCUGCGCCCAUCCGCACGCCCGGGGCACGGCUGCGCUGGGGCGGCUAGUCUCGUCCCGCGGUAGGGGAGCCGCUCUUUGCCUCCGCUCCGUAACGCCACCCCCGCAUGGAUCCCCGGGAGUCCUGGGCGGCCUUGGCGGCUGGUGGAGUUGCUGGUGUCUGUGUUGACUUGAUCCUCUUCCCUCUGGAUACUGUGAAAACAAGACUGCAGAGUCCUCAAGGAUUUAGGAAGGCUGGUGGUUUUCGUGGCAUCUAUGCUGGUGUUCCUUCCACUGCUAUAGGAUCCUUUCCAAAUGCUGCUGCGUUUUUUAUCGCCUAUGAGAACGUGAAAAGCAUGAUGCACCAUGGCCCUGCCUCUUACUUGACCCCGGCAACACACAUGGUGGCUGCCUCCGCUGGGGAAGUGGUUGCAUGCCUCAUACGAGUCCCGGCCGAGGUUGUCAAGCAAAGGGCACAGGUGUCUCCUUCCUCCAGCACCCUCCGGAUUCUCUCUCACACCUUGUAUCAUGAGGGUAUUCGAGGACUUUAUCGGGGUUAUAAAAGCACAGUACUAAGAGAGAUCCCUUUCUCUCUGGUACAAUUUCCCCUCUGGGAGUUCUUAAAGGAUCUCUGGUCAUGGAAGCAGGGUCACGUGGUGGAUUCUUGGCAGUCAGCAGUCUGUGGAGCUUUUGCAGGUGGAUUUGCAGCUGCAGUCACCACACCUCUUGAUGUAGCGAAGACAAGAAUUAUGUUGGCAAAGGCUGGUUCCAGCAAUGCCAGUGGGAAUGUUCUGUCUGCGCUCAGUGGCAUCUGGAGGACACAAGGCCUGUCAGGCUUGUUUGCCGGUGUUGUCCCAAGGAUGGCAGCCAUCAGCCUGGGGGGCUUCAUCUUCCUGGGGACAUACGAGAAGACUCGCCAGCUGCUGCUCUGACCCAGCCCUGCCGGUGGCCGCCGACCGCCGACGAGGUCAUUGGGGAACUGUGCCACAAAAGUAACGUUCUGGGGGGUAAGCAGCUAAUUACCGUGGCUGAGAAAGCGUUGUUAGAACUCCUGCAGGGGAGCUGCUUUGCAAAGCUCCAGUUCGUGGGUUGGGCCGGGAGGCUGAAAUAAAGCAAGUUUUCAUCA
Molecule: messenger RNA, 1167 nt
Organism: Pogoniulus pusillus (Red-fronted tinkerbird)
Lineage: Eukaryota; Metazoa; Chordata; Aves; Piciformes; Lybiidae
Gene: SLC25A26
Product: solute carrier family 25 member 26
Exons: 10
Coding region: 170-973 (267 amino acids)
Biological process (GO): transmembrane transport
Cellular component (GO): mitochondrial inner membrane
Molecular function (GO): S-adenosyl-L-methionine transmembrane transporter activity
Source: RefSeq, a predicted model, not a curated record